AUGGCCAUGGCUGCUCUUCCUGAGAUUAAGGCAGAGCUUUCUGGAAUCAUAAAGGCAUUUCUUUUGGACAUUGGUUACGAGUUUCCUCUUCUGAAACCGUAUCCUGCAGUCGGAGGCGAAGUGAAGCGGCAUUUCAAGAAUAAUGGGUUCUCAGAUGAAUUUGUUUCGAAGAUCAAGCCACAGAUUAAGACCGGUAUCGGAAUUGCAACCACGACUUUCCAAACAACCCCCUUCAACAUACAAUGUACAGUGGCAAUAUUCACUACUUAUUGUCUGAUUAUUGAUGAUUUUGCCCAUGAACUCGAAUUCAAGCAUCACCUAAAACGAUUCAAUACCUGCCUUUUGACUCGGCAACCUCAAGGAAGCCCGAUCCUUGAGAGCAUGGGAGAGUUCCUGAGCUCUUUUCAUUCUCUCUUCGGUCGAUUUGCCGGUGACAUGAUUAUCAAGGACUCACUGCAAUUCAUCAGUGCAUGUUACGUCGAAGCGGAGAGCGAGAAUAUUAAAUUCCCAAUAGAAGCGCAUCUGUUCCCCAGCUACUUUCGUCUGAAAGUUGGCGUGGCCGAAGCCUACUCCUUUAUGCUAUUCCCAACCGCCCAAUUCUCCGAAGUCGAACGUCUCCGGUACUGCCUACCGCUGAUACCGUAUUUGACAUCGGCUUUCAACUGGAUAAAUGACAUCAUGUCAUUUUACAAAGAAAUAGCUCAGAUGGACAACUGUAAUUUCGUCACGAACUCGGCCAGGUGUAAAGGGCUGACUGAGAUAGAGUUUCUGAGAAAGCUCUGUGAUGAUACAAGCGACAUGAUUCGGACUUUGCGUACGCUUGGCAAGGCUCACCCUGGGUUAUCGAAAGUGGUUGAGGCUUUUGUUUUUGGUUAUGUGGUGUAUCAUCUGACGCAGACGCGGUAUCGAAUGGAGGAUUUAGAUCUGACAUUCGUUUCUGAUGCUAGAGAACGACUCAAAGCUUCGAUUGAGAGCGGAGAAUAA
Molecule: messenger RNA, 984 nt
Organism: Penicillium crustosum
Lineage: Eukaryota; Fungi; Ascomycota; Eurotiomycetes; Eurotiales; Aspergillaceae
Exons: 1
Coding region: 1-984 (327 amino acids)
Molecular function (GO): carbon-oxygen lyase activity, acting on phosphates
Source: RefSeq, a predicted model, not a curated record